Molecule: messenger RNA, 2079 nt
Organism: Rotaria sp. Silwood1
Lineage: Eukaryota; Metazoa; Rotifera; Eurotatoria; Philodinida; Philodinidae
Source: the annotation of a GenBank genome assembly
AUGCAUUUUUUAUUUGUAUUAGUUUAUAUUUUUUUGAAAAUUUUUCUUGUAUGUUGUUCACAACCAAAACGUGUUGUUAGUCAAAUGUAUGUAUCAUUUGAUCGUGCACGUUAUUGUGUUCGUCGUCUUAAUGGUACACAUGAAAUUGGUUGUCAAUCAUCAAUACGAGGCAAUUCUGGUCGAAUGUAUAUAAUUGAUAAUGAUGAAGAAUUUAAUAUAUUUAUUACAGAUAAUAAAAUAAUUGACUCAUCAAGUUCAUUUAUUAUUGUACUCAAUGUAAAUUUAUUUGAUUCAAAUUAUAUUGAUCAUUUAAUGAAAUAUCUUGAUAGAAAAUUAAAUGGUCUUUUACUUUAUUUAAAAUCAAAUAUAUCUCGUCCAUUAGAUUUUUCACAUGAUGAUCAAUGCCCAAAUAAUCGUUAUCCAUUUUAUUUAAAUCAAACAGAAAACAUAAAUUGGAAUUUCAAAGGAACUGGUUUAUUUUUUCGUUCAUUUCCAUUUCCAAUAAUGUUAAUUGAUGAAGAAGAUGAUUAUAAACGUUUACUUGAAUUCUAUCGACAAUUUAAUAGUAGUCAAUCAUCACCGGUUUGUGGUUUAGAAUUAAAAAUAUUUCAAAAUGCAGCACAUACAACAAAAACAUGUAUGAGAAGAAAUGAUAUAUCACAUUCAUUAAUUGAUCUUCAAGAAAUGUUUUGUGAUCCAAUUAGUGGUUUAAAUAUUUAUAGUAAAUUACUUCAAUCGAUUAAAAUUAAACCUAAUGAACGGUCAUUAAAAUCAGUUAUUCUUAUUUUAGUAAAUACAGAUAGUUUUCAAAUGUUUUUAAAAACAAAAGGAUCAACAGGUGGUGUUCAACAACCAGCUAUAGCACUUAUUACAUUUUUAACAUUAGCACAUCUUAUUGGACAAGAACAAGAUGAAUUUAAAAAACAAGAUAAAGAAAUUAUAUUUGUAACACUUGAUGGUGAUGCAUUAGAUUAUUCAGCUUCAUUUAAAUUUAUGUUUGAUAUGAUUAAUGGAUAUUUUCCUAUUGGUAAUAAAAAUGAACAACCUAUUAAAAUUGAACAUAUUCAUUCAAUUAUUGAACUUCAAUCAUUAAGUAUGACGAAAAAAAUUUGGCUUCAUACACAUCCAUCAUCAUUGAUUAAUCAAACAUUUAUCGAUAUACUACUUCGUAAUAAUCCAAUGAUUAAUCUAAUUCCAUCUAAUUCUCCAUUACCACCAGCAUCUUCACAAAUAUUUCUUCAACAAACAUCAUCAUCAUCUUUUCCUGCUUAUAUAUUAUCAUCAACAAAUCAAAAUCAAUUCUCAAAUCAUUAUUAUCAUUCAUUUUUUGAUGAUCUAUCUACAAUAUCAAUAAAUAUAUCUACAUUAGAAUAUAAUACUACUACAGAAAUUAGUCUAUGGAUUAAACAUAUCGUUGAACCACUUGCUCAAACAUUAAUUGAAUCAUUAGUUGGUAUAAAAAAAGAUGUUAUUAUUAAACAAGAAAUUAUUAAUAAUUUAAUUUAUUGUAUUUUAAAAAAUCUUAAUUGUCCUUUAAUUCAUAAUGUUACUAAUGAAUCUGUUGGUAAUACAUUUCAACCAUUUGAUCAUACAUCUAUGCCAUUUUCCGUUAAUACUUAUCCAAUAUCAACAACACCUACAUUUCCUUUUAUAAAAUAUGUACUUAGUUAUUUUUUACGUGAUCGUUCAUACGAUAGACAAAAUUUAACUGAAAUAUUAUGUAAACAACGUGCAUAUAAUGAUAGUUUUGGUUCAUAUACAUUUGUUGGUGGAUAUACACCAUCAAUAAUAAAUGAGAAUGCAUUUUCUGGUUAUUGUGUUCGAACAUAUAUACGAUCUGUACAAUCAAUUUCACCAGCAUUUGUUAUUGAAAAUUAUGAUUUAUCUCAAACAACAUAUCCAGCAUGGACUGAAAGUCGAUGGACAACAAUUAGUUUACGACUCUUCAUUAUUCCAACAAGGACACAUGAAAUAAUUACACUUAUUAUUGGUAUUUUACUUACUUCUAUAUCAUUUUGUGUUCUUUUCUUUUUACGUUAUUAUACAAAGAUUAGUCUUUUACAACCUUCAUCAUCAUGA